CACCGGAAUUUAUGCGAGGAACCGGGGUACGGUGCUUCUUCCAUUCCAUGGUUGAGUGAGCCAGCGUCGUGUCGUGGAGGGUCAAAUUCCAAACGCAUUCCUGGUCGUCUCGUCUGUGGCGUUUCCACUGCCCCGCUUUGCCGUUGCCGCGUCGGUCAGUCAUCAUCGUCAGAAUUAAUAAAACCAGAAAAAAAAAGCAACGAAUCAGCUCGCCAUUCCCAGAGUGAGUCUGUCUGUCUGUCUGAGAGAGAGAGGAGAGGGAGGGAGAUGAGGCGCCACCACCACCACCACCACCUUGUCCUGCUCGCCUGCCUCUUGGUCCUCGCCGCGGCCGCGGCGUCGCCGGCGAAGCCGAAGCCCUCUUCUUCCUCCGCGGUCGCCCCGGCCAUCGCGGUGGACUUCGUGCGCCGCUCGUGCCGCUCGACGCGGUACCCGCGCGUGUGCGAGAGCACCCUGAUCCCCUGCGCGCCCGCCGUGGGGCGCAGCCCGCGGCGCCUGGCGCGGGCGGCGCUGGUGGUGGGCGCCGACCGCGCGCGCAACUGCUCCGCCUACAUCCGGGCCGCCGGGGGAGCCGCCGGCUCCUCCAAGACCGGCAAGGGGGCGAUGAAGGACUGCGCGGAGCUGGCGCGCGACGCGGAGGAGCGGCUGCGGCAGUCGGCGGCGGAGAUGGAGCGGAUGGGGCGGGCGGGCACCCCGCGCUUCGCGUGGUCGCUCGGCAACGUGCAGACCUGGGCCAGCGCCGCGCUCACCGACACUGACACCUGCCUCGACUCCCUCGCCCAGGCCCGCGGCAAGGUGGACGGGGACGCCGUCAAGAGGCGGGUGGUGGCCGUGGCGGAGGCCACCAGCAACGCGCUCGCGCUCGUCAAUAGGCUCGACCCGGCGCCGCACCGCCUGCGCUAGCUAAGGAGGAAAUCGCAGUCCUCGUCCUCCAUGUACAAUCUCCUUGUUGGCUGUAUGGAUCGCUCUCAGUGAUGAUGAUUAAAAACUAGAGAUCGCCCAAUUUAAUUCCGUGGUUCGUUGUUCUUGCCUGUGAGGAACUGUUUGCCAGUAUUCAGAUUUUUCUGCUUAUCAUGGUUACUGAAAUAAUCCAAGCUGUGAUUAAUCUAA
Messenger RNA from Panicum hallii, 1110 nucleotides. RefSeq names its product 21 kDa protein-like. Gene Ontology annotation, molecular function: enzyme inhibitor activity. Bases 268 to 903 code for a protein of 211 amino acids. Gene Ontology annotation, biological process: negative regulation of catalytic activity. NCBI's taxonomy places the organism in Eukaryota, Viridiplantae, Streptophyta, Magnoliopsida, Poales, Poaceae. The transcript has a single exon. The record is from RefSeq and is a predicted model, not a curated record.